This is a messenger RNA of Octodon degus (degu), 5398 nucleotides long. It is a transcript of the gene Cntln, whose product is annotated as centlein. NCBI's taxonomy places the organism in Eukaryota, Metazoa, Chordata, Mammalia, Rodentia, Octodontidae. The record is from RefSeq and is a predicted model, not a curated record. The coding region runs from base 63 to 4277 and encodes 1404 amino acids. Gene Ontology annotation, biological process: centriole-centriole cohesion; protein localization to organelle. The transcript has 27 exons. Gene Ontology annotation, cellular component: centrosome; centriole.
GUGGAGUUUCUGAGGGGGAGCGUGGCCGUUAGCGGCCUCGCCUGGCCUCUGCUCGGUGGGCCAUGGCAGCGCGCUCGCCGCCCUCACCUCUCCCUUCGCCCCCCGCGCGGCAGUUGGGCCCCCGGUCCCCACGCGUCGCGGAGCGCAGCGAGGUCUCGAGUCCCGCCGGCGCGGCCCCCGCACGCCCUGCAGCCCCGCCGCCUUGCUGCCCGGAGGGCGGAGCCGCGGGCGUCGGGCGGGGCGCGCGGUCGCGAAAUCCGAGUUUGCACACGCACGCACGCACGCUGGGCGCUGUUGCGGCGCUGAGCACGGACCCCGCCCUCAGGCUGGGGACGUGGGCGGACAGCGUCCCGCCCCGCACGUGCCGCUGCAGGGCGCAAGGCGAGCCGUCCUCCUUGAACGAGGGAAUUCUCGUUUUGGAUGAUUGUGCUGAUAAAGAAUUUGUGUGGUCUUUGUGGAAACGUCUCCAAGUAACAAGCCCAGAUCUUACACAUGCUGUCAGUUUGGUUGUGGAAAGAGAAAAACAGAAAUCUGAAGCUAAAGACAGAAAAGUUCUAGAAAUUUUACAAGUGAAAGAUGCAAAAAUACAAGAAUUGCAACAGAGAGAAUCAUUACUAAAACAGGAAAUAAAUAACCUUGUAAAACGGAAGGUUGAAAUAGAAGAAGAAAAUGCGUUUUUGAGGAAAGAAUUCAAUAACUUGCAAAAAGAAUUUAAAGAUAAAAGUCAAGAAGUUAAGGACACCAAGGAGUGUAUACAGAAUAAAGAAGAGCAAAACAGAGUGGUUAUAAAAAAGCUGGAGGAGGAAAAUGAAAAAUUAAGUAUCCACUGCGGUGACCUGCUAAAUGACCUGGAGAAACUAAGGGAGGAGGAAACACGUUGGAGAAAAGAAAAAUAUAGCGUUGAUGCAAAAAUAAAGGCCUUUGAAGAUAAUUUAAUUGAAGCAAGGAGAGAAAUUGAAGUACUACAGAGUAAAUAUGAUGCUCUGUCUUUACAGUUGAACAAUAAACAGACUGAACUUCUCCAAAAGGAUGUGGAUAUUUCCUUGGUCAGGAAAGAACUGCAGGAGCUGCAGAAUCUUUACAAACAGAGCAGCGCGCACACAGCACAGCAAGCAGAGCUGAUCCAGCAGCUUCAGGCUCUCAAUGCAGAUGCACAGAAUGUACUAAAAAACCAGGAGGAGGUUCACACAGCUGAGAGUCAAUCGUAUCAAAAACUUUACAAUGAGUUACAUACAUGCUUUGAAACCACGAAGUCAAGUGAAGCUGUGCUGCGGCAGAGUGUUGCUAAUCUUCAAGAUCAGCUAGUUGAAAAAGAACAAGAAAAUGCAAAAUUAAAAGAAAAGCUUCAGAAUGUGGAAGGAGUCCUGCAUCCUUUACCUCAAGAAGAUGAUUCUGAUCACUCAGCCCAGGUGUCUCACCCAUCAUUAUCAAGCUUGGAAGCAUUGAUGGUUUCACAGAAGUCUGAAAUUGAAUAUUUACAGAAGAAACUGAAAGUGGCAAAUGAACAGCUGUUGGAGCACAGAUCUAUGAACGAGAGUUUCUCCGAGAAGAGCAUCAUGAGAAGUACUGAGGGAAAAUAUAAGGAACCACCUGUGAAACGUUCAAGGUCUUUGUCCCCAAAGAGCUCUUUCAAAGACUCAGAGGAACUAAGAAAGCUGAGAAGAGCUGAAAGAAAGAUCAAAAACCUAGAGAAGGCAUUACAACUACAGAGCCAAGAAAAUGAUGAGCUAAGACAUGCCCAUGAAAAGCGCAGAGAGAGGCUACAGAUGUUACAGACCAACUACAGAGCAGUAAAAGAGCAAUUAAAGCAGUGGGAAGAAGGCAGUGGCAUGAUAGAUACAAGAAAAAUACAGAGAGCAGAACCCCACCAACUUCAACAAGAAGAUUCUGAUGCUGUAUGGAAUGAACUGGCUUAUUUCAAAAAGGAGAACCAGGAACUAAUGAUUCAAAAGAUGAAUCUUCAAGAAGAAUUGGAUGAACUUAAAGUACAUUUAUGUAUUGAUAAAGCGACAAUACAAGAAUUGAAUAGAUGCAUAGCAGAGAAAAGUGAAGAACAACUCUUUAGAUACUGUGAAGAUGAUGGGGUCAAGAUGAGUACUUCAGAGAAGAAUGGGAAAGAAAUGUCAGAGCAGACCUUACAGAAGGUCAUUGAGUUGGAAAAUCGACUAAAAUCUUUUGAGAAAACAUCAAAAAAAUUAAAAGAAGGAAACAAACAAUUAGUGAAAGAAAAUGAUUUCCUGAAAGCUAGUUUAGAACAGCAUAAAGAAGCUGCAGAGAACAGAAAAAAAGAACUUGAACAGCUACUACAGGAGAGUAAAGAUGUAGACAAAGACAAAACUAAACUUGAAGUAAAAAUCAGUGAACUGGAGAGAGAAGUCACUUCACUAAGGAGACAAGUGGUAGAAGCCAAUGCACCGAGAAAUGAAAAGGAAGAGCUAAUGAAUCCAGUGGAGAAAUUACAGCCUUCUGAAGGCAAAGCCAAGUCUGAGAUGGCCACCACAGACCUGCGAGCUGGAAAAUAUGAUUGUAAGACAACCACGACCAAGGUUAAACUUAAAGCCGCCAAGAGAAAGUGCUGUUCGGGCCCUCACCACACUGUGCUCAAUCACUCCAUCAAGGUUAUGAGCAAUGUGUUUGAGAACCUCAGCAAGGACGGCUGGGAGGAUGUGAGUGAAAGCAGCAGUGAUUCUGAAACACAGACCUCUCAAAAAUUGGGAACGAUUAUUGUGGAAACAUCCCAAAAAAUAAGCCCCGCAGAAGAUAAAAGAGACCAGAAACAAAGUGAUAAAACAGAAAAUAACCAAAGACAAGGGAAAAAAAUAGUACAAAUGUAUUCAAAUGUGGAUGACACGACCACAAAGGAUUACAAAAGUGUUAAGAAAAUGGCUUUUCAAAAGAAGAAUGAUGAUAUACUUAAGAGAACACAUACAGUAGUUCCAGCCAGAGUUAACAGAGAAAAGUACAAAAAGAUAACUCCCAAGAAAUCAAGUAGCAAUAUUAUUUUAUUACAAGAGCGGAUUAUAUCCUUGCAGCAGCAAAACAGUAUACUCCAAAAUGCAAAAAAGUCAGCAGAAUUGUCUGCUAAGGAAUAUAAAGAAGUCAAUGAAAAACUUAUCCAUCAACAGCAAGUAUCUGAUCAACGAUUACAGACAAGCAGACACACAAUAAAGAAACUAAAUCUGGAUUUGGCUGGGCUUCAGAAAGAAAAUGAAGAUCUACUAAAAAAAUUGGAGUCUUCAUCUGAAAUCACAAGUUUGGCAGGAGAAAUUGCCAGGGUAGCAGCUCCACAUGUAUCAGUUACAUCACUGGGCUCCUCAAGGAACGUGGAUUUAGAGAUGAAGCAAUUACAGUGUAAACUAAAGAAUGCAACUAAUGAACUCACUAAACAGACAUCAAAUGUGAAGUCCCUGAAACUUGAACUCCUAGCAAAAGAAGAACACAUAAAGGAAAUACAUGAAAAGAUUUCUCGAAUGGAGAGGGAUAUAACCAUGAAAAGACAUUUGAUAGAGGACUUGAAAUUUCGUCAGAAAUUAAAUUCAGAAAGUAAUGAGAAUUUUAGUCAGAUGUUAGAAAGUCUUGAAAAAAAGGUGAAGACAUUAACUGAAGAAGGUUCUAAUAAAAAAGUUUUAAUUGAUUCACUAAGGCAAAGACUUAGUGUAGCUGUAAAAGAAAAGUCACAGUAUGAACAGAUGUAUCAGAAAACCAAAGAGGAGUUAGAAAAAAAGGAUUUCAAGCUUACUCUUCUAGUCUCAAAAGUCAACGAGACUGAAUCUGUAAUCACAGAAAUAGAAGCAGCCGCAUCGAAGCAGCUUCAAGGGUUAGCGCGGCAAAGCGAGCAGGUUCUAGAAGACGCACAGAAGAAACUGCUCUUAUCUAAUGAGAAGGUGGAAGAGCUCACAGUAUUUGUGAAGGCUUUGGUCCGAGAGUUACAAAACGAUGUCCAUGUGAUAAGGCAAAAAAUCAGAGAGCUUAAAAAAAUGCAGAAAAACAGAGAAGCUUGUAAAACCUCAACCCAUAAAGCCCAGAGCUUGGCAGCUUCUAUCCUGAACAUUUCACGAUCAGAUCUAGAGGAAAUAUUGGAUACGGAAGAUGAAGUGGAAAUGAAAAAGACCAAGAUAGAUGCUGAAAAUGACAAGGAAUGGCUGCUAUACAUUCGGAGACUUCUUGAAGGACAGCUUCCUUUUGCUUCACUUUUACUAGAAGCAAUACUGGAGAAAAUGAAUGAAAGCAAGAAACUACUUGAGGGAUAUUUCACAAUUAUGAAAGAUAUUAGAUGAUGUUACAGUGGAGAGAUGGAGAGCUUUUUUCAGAUGUGAAAAUGUUUUAUGUGUUAUGAUUGGAAAACAUACAGUGCAAUCUUGGCACAGACUUUGCUUCCACUAUCAAUAGUCAGGUUCAAUACCAAAAUAAGAAGUCGCUGAAACUAAUUAAUUGCUGAACAAGUGAAAGUAAUUAAGUGCAUAGCCACUUAAAAAGAAAUAGUGUAGCAUUUGAUUGUUGAAUACAGAUAUUGCUGCAAAUCAAUGCAAACUUAAAAAUGAUUUUUUUUCAAUGCUUUGGAAGAAGCUAGAACAAGUUUAGCAUACAGAAAUCAAUCAAUAUAAAAAGAAAAAAGUGUAAACUAAGGACAUACUGUUUUAAAUUUUAUUUUUAAAACUAGACUUUUUACAUAAAACUGCUCUAAAUGGUUUUAAGAGGAAUCCAGUGAACAAUACAUCUGUAUUGUAAACAAGUGUAGAAUAAAGCAUCGAACUUAGGGAUGACUGCCUCAGGAAACAAACUGUGGUCUCAUUGCAUCUCUUCUCAUUGAUAAGCCUGGAUGAUGCAGGAAAGGCUUUUCAUUGAAUGACUUGUCAAAUAUGAAAAUAUUCCCCUAUUUACAAUGUUUUGUAUAUUGGUAAAAAUUAACAACGGGCUACAGUACAAAUUCAGCACAAUUAGGCUUUAUAAUUCAUAUUGUGGUUAGAUAAAUAAAGUUGCUUUCUUAAAAAUGUUGUCAUUUUCAUUUUAAUUCCUGAACGCCCCCACAUCAUUUCACCUCCGUACUGUGUUCCCACCACAUACUGACUCACCAGACUAGUACCUACAGUUGUUUUCGCUUUUCUCUCAGCAGUACUCUACAGUCAGUGUCCUCCCAGAUGGCGCAUCAUUCAGGCUCAUCCUUAGCCGUGCCUUCACAGACAGAUUCUCUCACCAUCGUACUGUGUCCUUUGUCAAGACAGGAAAUUAGCUGACCUGUCUGCUCAGUUUGUCUUAUUUUUCUCAUCGCUUAAGAACGUAGAUUCCAUGAGAUUAAGACAGGGGUUGGCAAUUUAUAGCCCAUAGCCAAAUCUGGCCUGCUGCCUGUUUUUAAAGGCUCUGCAAGCUAAGGGAUCUUUUUAUAUUAUUAAAUGGUUAA